AAAGAGAGUGUACACGGGGAGGUGCUGAAAAUGACAGCUCCCAGGACCUGAGGGGGAGGAGACACAGGACAGUCCCGGGGAAGAACAUGCAGCCUCGCCGCCUCAGCAGCAAGCGCUCCGUCCUCGGCAGUAAGGUGGGCACGGCAGCAGAGGUUGCCCCGAAGUGUGGCAUGCAGUGGGCACGGGCCGGACUGGGCAGUGGGUCAGUGACUGCUGACGGACGUGUUGCGGUGGAGGAGGAGGAGGAGGUAGAGGUGGUGGAGGAAGAUGCCCAGAGGCUCCCGUGUCCCAGAUCUGUGAGGUGCCCCUCCAAGGUAACACGUGUAAAAUCGGAGACGAAAUCUAAAAAGCAGCAGGUGGAUGUCAGACAAGUUAGACACCUGACAUCAGAGCCACAAAAGAGCCACCAGGCCACAGAAACGAAUGAUGCUCCAUACAUGGUCCUGAGGAAUACCAGCAGACCCACUGAACCUGACCAGGAACUGAACCAGGAAUGCACAAGAUCCAUCUGUUUGCUAGAGCAGAAACAAAAGGUGGUCUCAUCCAAUAUUGAUGUCCCUCAAGCAAGGAAAUAUGCAGAUGAAUUAGACAUGGAUAGAGUGACAGCUGCUAUGGUGCUGACUAGCCUGUCUACAAGUCCUUUGGUUCGCAGUCCUCCAGUUCGACUUAAUGAUAUAAAUGGUUCUUGGAAAGAAGCCGGGUGUGUAUCGUCUAGCACCAGCAGCAGUGGCUAUUGGAGCUGGAACACCACCAGUGACUGCUCCAAUUCAUCAACUCCAUCCCCACCCUUAUCUGUGGACAACUUCAAGCACUUCCGAUGCCCGGUACGCCCAGAUGACACCACUGAUGAUACAGACACUAGCAACAUCUUUUUUGAAGACCCUGUCCCAAGGAAAAGAAAGAACUCCAUGAAAGUGAUGUUCAAAUGUCUCUGGAAGAAAUGUGGCAAAAUUCUGAGCACUGCGGCCGGAAUCAAGAAGCACAUCAGGACAAUUCACCUCGGACGACCUGGAGAAUCUGAUGACUAUGAGGGAGAAGAGGACUUUUACUAUACAGAGAUCAGGCUGAACAAUGACUCCAGCACUGAAGGGAUAUAUAGCCUCUCACCUGUAUCUCCAUCUUUUGCAUCAGUUCCCUCUACAAUACUUCUUCCAAAUGCUGGAAAUUGUGAAACAGAGAGCAAGCUGUACGGCCGUCUCAGCAGAUCAGCUCCUAACUCCUUCUAUCUGAUACAGUCUGAUCAUGCCUACCAGACCACUGCUCCUGUAAACAUUCCACGAAGAUUUAAUGUCAACAAUUCCAGUGUCUCCCGGCUGCUGCCUCAUACUACAAUCAGUAGAGCUUCGAUUCGCCUUCCCUGCAAUACCUAUUCUGAGGAAUAUACAGUGUCAGAUCAUCCAGUGCUGUCCUCUCCUCCCAUAGCUGGUCUGGUGUCAAGAAAGCCUCGCGGUGAAGGCAAAAAGUGCCGCAAAGUGUAUGGAAUGGAGAACCGGGACAAGUGGUGCACCGCCUGCCGCUGGAAGAAAGCCUGCCAGAGGUUUCCUGACUAAAUGAGCGCUGCUGCUCCACCAGUAUCAGAGGCUGCCUGAGAGAGUGAACUGCACUGGACACGACGCUCACAGUCUUGUGGUCAAGUUCACCAUACUCAGGAUUUUCACUCUGAAGAAAUGGGUUCUUACAGAAGUGACGACUUGAUAAAGCUAAUGGGGUGUUCAGUCUAUGUUUGCAUGGUGACGUAUGAGCAAUACGAUGCUCAGCUUUUCUACGAAUUUCCUUCACAUAUUUCUACUUUAUAAGUGAACACCAAGACUGAAAAGCAGAUGCACUGAAAGCAGAUGCACUACGAUCCCUCCUAUAAGGGUUGAUAGUAUCUGGCCUAUUGACUGUGCUGCUAGAUGAGAGGCACUUAUUGCAGUCUUAUUCUUGAUAUUGCCUCAUUAUAUCCUGUAGAGAUGCAGGAAUAGUGCUUCACAGAAACACAUUUUUUAUGAUUUUAGUCUCUAAAAAUGGACCCUACACACUACGAAGGCAGCCAUGUUGGCUACUGAAGCAAUUUCAGCCUAUCACUUUGCUUAGGAGUAAUCUGCAGUGAUUUGAUGGGCUAGAUUCUAAUGAAUGUUUGCUCAGCCACAAAAUGGCCGCCUCAGUUGUGUGUAGGUGACAAGUAUACUCUAAGUUACUUUUUUAUACUAUAAAUACGUGAGCUGUUCAGGACGUGCACAGACCAGAGCUGUGCAGCUACUAAUAGGGGGACUGUUAACUUUUCUUUUUCUUUCUACUUCAGAGAUUCUUAAUAUGCUUCAACAGACAAGCAGCAACUACAACACAACUGUGACUUGUCAAAAAAUAACAUCCAGUACAAUAAGCAAUCAAUGGAUGUUCACACUAUUUAUUGUUAUUGGGCUUAAGUAUAAACAGUAUUAGUGCUGUGUGUUGAAUUGUGUAAAUCACUUAACCAGUUUCAUUCGGUGAAGUGUUUGAUGUGAAAUAAUUUUUAGGUUGUACAGGGGAUUCGGAAAAUGACUUUAAUCAAUCAUCCCUUUCGCUAUGAAUCUUUCGGCUGACCUGUGCACAAAAAGACUGGUCUCACUCAUGAUGCAAACUUGGUGCAUCCCUGCAAGGCAACUGUUAGCUGUAAAGGAAAGAAAAUAAUUUUAUAUUCUGAAAGCUUAGACAUUUGCAAUUGUAAAUCGAAGAUGAUCUAGACACUAUGUCAAACCCAUGGGAGUCAUUCAGAUUCUUGUAUUGUGUCCUAUAACAUCUAAGUAGGAAUCCACUGUAUUCAAUACAUCAUGCAGAUAUUGUUGAUUUUGUACCACAGAACCAGGACAUUGGAAAGGCCUGGUUACUGGAUGGGGCCUGGUCACUGGAGGGGGCGCAGCCACACCCCAUCCUUGAGUACAUUCCUAUGGUGUGCACCAGGGGUGUGGUUGUUAUUGUGUGUAGGCUGAGGGUGUGGCUUGAAUACACCACCGCUGUGCUCCAGCAUCUCAGCUAUGGGUAAUUCACACCCGCCCACCUUUGGUGAUCCCUGACCAUCAAUUGCUCUUGUACUCACAAGUCAUGUAUUUAAGGGGUAUAUUUAUAAAAAAAUAUUUUGCUGCUUAUUCGGGAGGGGGGAAUAACCACAAAUAUUUAAUAUCAUCUUGAUGUAUCACAACAGAGGGACCGCAGCAGAUACCGGAUAUAUCUGCUGUGAUUUCACCAUUCCCGUGUGCAGCCGCAGACGGGAGAUGUGAUGCUGCCAGAUUUACCAAGCUCUAUUGGUCCCCGCAGCUAGUGCUAUCUAAAUAUAGCAUUAGCCUGCUGUAUCCUAUAGGCUACACUACACAGGAAUCACCAGGAAAGGGUUCUUCCAAAACCCUCCCUGGCAAUGGCCACCCGCAUAAGUGGUCAACGGGGACCACGCAUGUGCAGGAGCACCUGCAUGGACUGCUUUCGGAACCCCUGUCCCUGCGGGUUCUAGGUCAUGCAUCUGGCCUACGUAACCGCAUUGUGCAAUGCGAUCUUGAGUACUAACAUAGCGCCAAAUCGCAUUGCAAAUGUAAAGAAUAAUAAAUGGCCCCCUAAAUGAGUAAAAGAGCAGCCUUCUCACUGUCACCUAUUCCUAGAGCAUCUCCUGCUGAUCCCAAUGACAGCAAGGUGAUAUGAGUUUCAUGUAGUCCUGUUCUAAUGUAUCUGUGCAACUGUAAUAAGUACAAGCUUGGUGUUUCUAUUCUUACUCCAAUAUGAUUUGCUGAAUAUUGAUGCUGGAGGUACUAUAAGAUCAGCAUUACCCUGAAUGAUCUAACUGAAAACCAUCGGAUCAUUUCCAUAAUAUUCAUAAACUUGCAUGGAAAUGGUUGCGGUCAGGCUGUAUGAAAGGUCAUGUAUGACCACAGUUGCGCUCAGUAUUUGCACCACGUAAUAGGACCAGUCCAUGUGUCGCCAGUGUUAAUACAAUGGAAAAGCAAAAUAGAAGCUGCCUUCAUUCAGUAACAGCCACUUUAGCUGCUAUAUUAUUUAAUUAAAUAUACUGAGCACUUGUGCUGAUUGUGCGUCCUUGCUAGAACAUUUUAUGUGCUUAUUAUUGAAUUGCACAUAUUAUUCAGAUCAGUAGUUUCAACUUUUUGCUGCUUUUACUAAACUAUUGCAAAAAAAUGCAAACUGCAUUGGAGCUGAUACAGCUACUGUAGUUCUUCAUACAAAUGCCGCAAAUAUGGUAAUAAAAACAUCUCGGUGAGCGCAAAGAUGAGACGUUCUGGCUUAAAUCAUUGUGCAGUAAAAUAGCCACAAGAUUACUUCAGAACCAGGGAGUAUAUUUACUAAAAUUCUAUUUUGGAGUUUCAAGGGAUUUGGCAUUCGAUUUCCAUUCAAUUUGGAUUGAAGAGAUUUACUAAAAACCAAAUUAAAUGUCAAAUCAAUUCUAAAGCCAAAUUCAGCUCACAUCCCAAUAGAGAUCGAAUUUCAGAAAAACAUCUAUAUUUUCCCAUAGCCCAACAUAAUAUCCCCUCAUUUACUAAAAUUUGAUUUACAAAUCGAUUUGAAAUCAAACUCAAAAUUGAACCUCAAAUCGCCAAAUGUUUAGAAUGAUGUUAGACAUUCGAUUUUUGCUUCUAAACAUGAUUCUAAUGGUAGGGAAUUGAUAGUGAUGACCUUUUAAGUACCCAAAAGCAUGUCCAAGGUUAUGGUAUGUUGUGCACCUAUCUGCACAAUGCAAAUCACCACCUGACUGAGAUAACCCUGGGGGAUCAAUCAGACACCCAUUCAGCAGCUUCAUGAGUUGAAUAGUGCACAUAUUUAUACUUAUAGACUUCAUACUUACUCCAUGAAUAUGCAAUAGAUAGCACCAGAGCACAAUAUUUGUGCCAUGAUGCCUACAGCCUCAGUAGUUCAUCCCUGUCUGCAAAAAUUCUUGUGGGAAAAAUGCAAGAGGGAUGUUUGUUGUGUAAGAUACCAGUAUGUGCUAUCAAUCAGCUAAUAGUAAUUGUUACUAUAUUGUUCUAAUUUAUUUCUCUUCCACCAAAAAAAGGUUAUUUAGGCUACGGCUGUUGUUCCUGGCUUCUGACUCCAUUGUUGAAUCCACAAACUCCUGCUGAGCAUAAGUACAAAGAGGCACAUAUAGCCACCCAAUCCAUGACAGAAUGCAUCUUUGGUUUAUUUGAAAAAAUUAUUCAGAAGACAUAUUAUUAUAGCAUUUGGCAAAAGUGUUCGAUAUUGUGCUCUGUUGCCGUCUAUUGCAUAAUUGCGCAAUAAAUAAACCACUCCCCCACCAACAACUGACUAUGUGAGCACAGAGAGUAGAAGGCAAUUUAGGGCUAAACUUAUUUCCAAAUAUAUCAGCUGUAAAUAUAAAAAAAAAAAUCAUCAGUUAGGUUUUCAUGUAUAAAACAGUGUAUAGAGAGUGCUUCCCCUUUUAUUAGUGUGCAUAUUAUACAUUUGGACCAAUAGGAAGCAAUGAGAAACUUCUGUGUUGAUUUUGCAUUUGAUUUUGCUGGGGAUUUUAAUGGGGAUUUGAGGUUUGAUUUUGGAAGAGAUUUCAUAAAUUCACCUCUAAAUCCCUUCCAUGAAUAACAUGAAUCAUCAUUGAAUUUGAUUUGAAAAUCAAAUGCAAAAUAGAUUUUUAGUAAAUGAAGGAUUUUUUAAGGAUUUUAGAAAAGAAUCAAUUUCAGUCGAUUUUAAAUAUUUAUAAAGUUGAUUCCAAAAUAGAAUUUUAGUAAAUAUACCCCCAGGAGGCUAAUUGUAAGGGCCCAUAUUUAAGCCAAAAUUAGAUUUUAGCACUAUAACAUAUUUUAUCCCUGUUCGCAAUUCAGUAACAUGUGGCAGAAAGACCUUGAACACAUCUUGUAGCAGGAGGCAAUCACGUUGCCAGCUGUUAGGAUCCGGCAGUCAGGAUAAUGGUGCCUCAGUCCCGACAUCCGGUGAAAUGCCAGUGGUCGCCUGGAUACCCCACUUGGGUGGUGGUCCACGCCACCACCCAAAAGCAAAUAUAUUAGUGUCGCCACCGAACCUGCGAGGGGACACCGCUCGCCAUCAGGAUUAUAGCAUCGGUGUGAUGACCGCCGGGAUCCUGACAUCUGGCAUAUCAUACUGAUUCCCUUGUAGCCUGUAGUAAUCAGACUUAAAUUAAUUAAUCAAACUAAUACUAGACUGAUCAACACUAAUAUCUGGUUGCUAUGGCUAUACUACAUGCAAUAUGUUAAAUCCACCCAGUGCUAUUUUUCAGCAGGAACUAGCAGGAAUGCUGUUCCUGAACCUCUCAUUAACUAUGACAUAAUAAGGAACAGCGUUCCUGAACCUGUCCUGGGCCGAAAUGUAUUUGCUGCUUCAGCCGGGGGAGGGAGACGUUGAACACUUUAUGUGGGACAACAUACCUUUGUCUCUUGCCCUGAUUGGUUGCCAACCAGUCUCUCACACUGAUUCACCAUUUGAGAUACAGACUGGCAGCCAAUCAGGAGGCAAACUGAGUCAUGGAUCUGUUCUGUGUCCAGGUGUCUUCUUGCAAGGCUAAGGGUUUUGCACUGAGUGUAUAGUAGACUUGGCAAUGAAAGAUGCUAUUGCUGAUAGAAGAAAGAGUCAUGGGAACAUGAUCUGCCCUCAUGUACCCUACUUGUGGCUGAGCCUAGUUUCCUAGUUGCUGAGCCUAGCCCAGCUCAACCUCCAGACCCGAUGUUCCUCAACCUGUUCUUCCAGAAAAAUAGCACCGAGUUCACCUAUACCUUAAUCUUUACUACAGCAGCUCCAGAUGAAUAAAAACACACAUUAAAAUGAAUUGAAUUUAUCUAUGCAAAUCCAAAUUUAAUCCCGCAAGGACAAAUUUGUCUUUUGGUUACCUAGAUUGUUUACUUAAGACUUUAUGGUCAUGUUUCGUAUUACCUUGUUAAGAUCAGCAGUGUUUGUAACAGUUAUUGGAAUUUUAGUAAAUUUUGUUAUUUACUGAAAUACCAUAUUAUUAUAAUAAGAUAUGAGGCAUGAGAUUAUACACUAUAUAGAUUUGUAUUCGUUUAGAGCACAGGUUCUAAACUCGGUCCUCAGGACCCCACACAGUGCAUGUUUUGCAGAUCUCCUCACAGAAUCACAAUUGAAAUAAUGAGCUCCACCUGUGGACCUUUUAAAAUGUGUUACUGAGUAAUUAAUACACCUGUGCACCUGCUGAGUUAUCUGCAAAACAUGCACUGUGUGGGGUCCUGAGGACCGAGUUUGAGAACCUGUGGUUUAGAGCCUAAUCUUGAUUAGCUAGCAUUGGGCAACCAUGUGUACUGUAUAUUACUAUAAUUUUUCAUUGCAAAUUUUAUUUAAGCUAAACUUUUCUGUUUUACAGAAUUUAAUGUGUCGUUAUGUCUUAACGCCUGUUUAUAAUGGGAUUAUCAUUGCUAUGGAUCUUUUGUCAUUGAGUAAAUACUUUCUCUACAUUACAACACAGGUUCUCAAACGUGGUCCUCAGGACCCCCCACAGUGCAUGCUUUCCAGGUCUCCUCACAGAAUCACAAGUUAAAUAAUUAGUCCCGUAUGUGAAUCUUUUAAAAUAAUGGGUCAGUGAGUAAUGACUACACCUGUGCACCUGCUAGGUGAUGUGGAAAACAUGAACUGUUUGGUGUCCUGAGGACUGAGAUUGAGAACCACUGUAAUACAACACCAAACAAACAUCUCAGAGUCUCAGAGUAGUCAUUAAAGGACCACUAAAGUUUGGUUUAUAUGAAAGGGCUACUAAUAAUCUUCACAAAUAUAUUGGUUAACGCUUCAGGAGAUUAUCAAAGCUGAAGAUAUUUGAGAUAAAGUUGUGAUUAUGCAGGGGAAUAUUCGCCUUCAUGUAUAUAAAUAUAUAUAUAUAUAUAUAUAUAUAUAUAUAUAUAUAUAUACAUAUAUAUAUAUAUAUAUAUAUACACACACACCCACACAUAUUAUUGAAGACUGUAAUGUAUGGCCUCCGUUCUCUGGGCUAAAGUCACUUAAUCAACAAUCAGGAUCUAUAUUGUAUUCUUGGUUAGAUCGUUAGGUGUAAUAUUAUUGAGUGCCUUUGCAGCCUACGUGUUCUAUACCUGACACGGAUAUUGAGCUUCCCUUGAACAUAGUCUUUGUUGUAUCCGCCCUACUCCUUGAAAAAAACAAAUGGAUAACUUUUCACUUCCACAAUAACCUUCUGGAUUUACCGAGAUGCAUUUCAAUUUGCAAGAGUUACUUAUUUUAUUGUAUUAAAAUAUUCUACUUGUAAGCUACCUCUGUGUUGUGCACCAAGAAAUAUAUUUCAUAUACAAUCAGUUCAAAGUGUCCAAAUGCCAAACACUGCGUUGAAUGUAAAGUAAACAAAAAUCUACAGUGACAUUGUCAAAUAGCUCAUAGGACACAUUUGCUGAAAAGUAAUUGCUAGGUAAAGCCAAGAUAGCAAAAUGAUGUGGCCACUAGGGGCAGUGUCCUGUUAGAAAUGACAGUUUAUAGAAUCUAUGCAGAGAAAGAGUAACCAACAUGGGAUCAUUAUGUCUAUGAAUGCAGAUAUAUAGAGAUAUAUAAUUGUGUCUGCACAGUAUACCUAGCACAGUCAAUUUACAUGUUUUAUAGUAAUGGAGAAUCACUUCUGUUGAUAAGCAAGUAAGAAAGGAACAAUGUGCUUAUGAACAGAACAUAUCAAUACAACUUAACAGCAAAUAGUUUUUACAUCCCCAAAAUUGGGGGAGACCAUUGCUGCUGUUAUAUAUGAACAAUUUUCUCAGGAAACAAUACUGACUUUUACCAGUAAUAUUAUCUACCACAGUCAGAGGCUUCCACUGGCUCUUCUGAUGGGAGAUGGAAAUUGACUUUUGUCAUUAAGUAUUUUAAUUGAAUUUUAAAAUAUCUAUGGGAGUAAGGGAUCCUCAUCUAUUCGCCAGAAUAUUACUCCAGAGACCCCCACUUUUCCAUAAAUAAUUUAUUGUGGGGUUUUAUCCGCUAACCCCCCCCCCCCCCCCUCCCAAAAAAAAAAGUUUUUAAAAAUGCAGUUUGUGUGUAUUUCUUGUGUAUUUUUAUUUCAGUUGACUUUUAAAUAAACACAUUUAACAUAUUAAUCUUAUUUGCUAACGGGGUUUCCUCCUAUAAUUACAAAAGAACCUAGAAAAGAUUGUACUGUCAUUGUGAAAUAUUAAUAUGUUAAUGCAUGUAUAUUUAUGCUUAUUUUUCUGCCACCAUUACGUAUACUCUUUGCAUUGUUAAAAAGAAUAUUCAGCCUAUCCGCAUACUAGGAUGUACUGUAUGUAUGAGCGAUGAGCAGAGGGCCUGAUUCUGAGAGGCAUACACUGGAGCUAUGUUGCCAUUUUGAUUCAGACUCACAGUUUCUGGAAUGCGGUAGAAAUGUAAAGAGCGUUCCCAGUGGUGUCACUAGGGGAGACGGGCCACUCCCGGGUGUUACCCAUCUAGGGGGUGACACCAAGACGCUGACUCCACUGCAGUGACAGGAGCCGGGUUGCACUCAGCUCCUGUCAGUGAGAAAGAGCUGACAGUGCUGGAAGAGUCUCCGGGGGCUGCCCACAACCCCCUGGAGUGAGGUAUUCCGAGGCUUCCCAUGAAGCCACGCCCCUUUAGUGAUGUCACACCCCUGUAUGUGAAGCCAUACCCCUUUCAGGCAUGGAGGUCUCUUGGGUGCUAUGGACACCCGGUGCUGUUACUGGGCAGUGACAGGGGGUCUUUAAUAGUGGAGGCUAAAGACGCACAGAGCUGUGUUUGAGCAUCGAAAUACUUUCAAAAUGUGUGUCUCAGUCCUUGCACAUUCAGGCGCACUGCUAUACACCAGGAAAGGGCUUUGUAGCGCCAUUAGCAUAAAGCUGCUGACACUACACUGUCAAAAGAUGCAGUCAUUGACGCAGCUGCCUCCAACUCAGAAUCAGCCCCAAGAUGUUACCCUCCAAUGAGGGUGAUUCAGAUGUUAUUUUGUAUGCCCAAACAGGACACUAAACCUGCCUAAAAUAGUGCCCGCAAUGCAAAAAGUCCAGAUUGAGCGCCACCUCAUGAACCUGUGAGCAGAAAUGCCAGCGAUCACGCCCGAACAGCAGAACAACUGAAUUACUGCCAUCGGGCGCCAUCUAGUGGUGGGCGCCUAAAAGAUAAUUGAAUCACCCCCACUGUAUAUAGAAAAUGGGUCCAUUUAUGAGUAUGCAUAAGCUUCUUCCUUGUUUGUUUAUUCGCUUUCAAAGAUCAGUUUUCAAAAUAAGUCCCUGGUUAGCAGACCUGCUCUGAAAUGGAUUACUGCCAAAGUCACACCCUUUCAGUCCCACUUUUCUGCAGAAAUCCACUUUCAGAUUAGAAUGCAAAUGACAAACAUUGAGCUCCACAAACAAAAUGUAUCCUCCUCCCAAAGCCGUGAUCACAAAGCCACGAGUGUUGUAUGUGAGAAUCCCCGUGAUCUGUGAGAUGCUAGUGCCUUGGAACGGAUCUGCUCUGAUGGUAAGCUCUUUGGACAAGCUUCCAGCCAAUAACUAAUUAUAUUUAAGCUCAGACUGUGAGAAAAACAGGAGCAGAACAUGUCUCCCAAAACAUGGUGGUCUUGGGCACUACUUGGGACCAAGGUAGGAAUACAUUUUUAUUCCUGGAACAAUCUUUAGUAAAGCCAUGACAUCAGAAAGCAACUAUAAAAUGUGUAUGUGGGACACACGCUAGUAUGGAUUUAUAUGAAAAUGAUAUGUCCACUUUAAGAUUAUAAUACCAUAGUAUCCUUGUGGUAAAUAUACUUAUAUUCCAUCAUAUAUAUAUUUGUCUUUUCUUUUCUUGAGCGUUUUUCACUAAAUGUUUCACAGCCAAAACGAUGUUCUUUAUACUCUAAAAGUACAUGUCUUAUUGCUGUUUUCCUUGAGGAAAAAUGUUAGUCAGCCAGAUGUUGACAUGUAAUUUAUAUGUAUCUGUGUGUUUAAUAAACUUUAUGUGUUUAUUA
Pseudophryne corroboree (corroboree frog) is the source of this 10873-nucleotide messenger RNA. It is a transcript of the gene ZNF704, whose product is annotated as zinc finger protein 704. The coding region runs from base 87 to 1550 and encodes 487 amino acids. The record is from RefSeq and is a predicted model, not a curated record. Gene Ontology annotation, cellular component: nucleus. Lineage: Eukaryota; Metazoa; Chordata; Amphibia; Anura; Myobatrachidae. Gene Ontology annotation, biological process: regulation of transcription by RNA polymerase II. Gene Ontology annotation, molecular function: RNA polymerase II cis-regulatory region sequence-specific DNA binding; DNA-binding transcription factor activity. The transcript has 9 exons.